Manis pentadactyla (Chinese pangolin) is the source of this 6256-nucleotide messenger RNA. It is a transcript of the gene STPG1, whose product is annotated as sperm tail PG-rich repeat containing 1. The record is from RefSeq and is a predicted model, not a curated record. The transcript is spliced from 11 exons. Gene Ontology annotation, cellular component: male pronucleus; female pronucleus; germinal vesicle. NCBI's taxonomy places the organism in Eukaryota, Metazoa, Chordata, Mammalia, Pholidota, Manidae. Gene Ontology annotation, molecular function: histone binding; chromatin binding. The coding region runs from base 793 to 1794 and encodes 333 amino acids. Gene Ontology annotation, biological process: epigenetic programing of male pronucleus; positive regulation of mitochondrial membrane permeability involved in apoptotic process.
CGGGACAGCCCCCGGUUAUUGGCCUCACCGCAAAGCUUGUUUGAAGCGUAGGGAGGUAGACUUGGGGAGGUGGUGCCCCGCUGGAGGCCUGCGCUUACCUGGAGGGGGUCCCCUCUAGCGGCCGCAGGAAGGACGUUGGAACUAACGUCCCUAUGGUCUCCAGCUGUCCUGGAGAGCUCAGGUUCCUGCUCACCUUCACCUGCCCGACAGGUGGGCAGCCCGCCAGAUGUCCUUGCUUCUUAUCCUCAGAGACACCUGCAGGGCUUUGCUCCUGCUGUACCCCCACGCCACUCUCUCACCACGCAUUCGAAUCCCACACAUCCUUCACCUCCGGUUCCCCUAAAAGCCUUCCCGAGUUCUCGGGAGGUGGAGGGGGAGUAUUCCUUAGCGGCGCUCCUCUAACACCUGUUGGCUCUGCUGUAUACCGACCCUUCCAGCACGAACUUAGCUCAGCAAGACCUACGGUCCUUCGAUCCCCACAACUCCCUGAGACAUUGAGCUCAUGUCCAUUUUAACGGUGAAGAAAUGACAUUUUGGCAGAGCUUCAACGAGAAGAGGUAGUUUGGUUCAGACCCUAAGACAGAGCUCAGAGGAAACGCCCGAGAGCAGAACGAGAUUCCAGGUCCAUGACAUCCUGUUAUACAAGCAAGUGCACCAGUGAGGUCCAUCUGUGCCGUGCUCCAUUCCCACCUGGGCCGCACCUGCUCUUAUGCUGGCUUUCCAGGUGCUUAGAAGAACACGUAGUAGAGUUUUUCAUCAAACAAAUGGAACAUAUCACCGAACUUUGCUGAGAUGGACAACUUUGCGGAAAAAGAACUUGGCAAAAAAUAUUCCAGAAAAGCCAACAAAAUACAGAGAGGUUUUACUGCUGCAUAUCCAACACAAUCUUCUAUUCCUUUUGAACACCAGACGUCAGUAAUUCCAGAAUCAGAAAAAAAAGGAUUUAAUAGUCAAGCCAAGAGAUUUUAUCAUAAGAAGGAUGACGUCCCAGGUCCUGGGUUUUACAAUGUCAUUCACCAAUCUCCAGUGUCCAACAGUGUCUCGUUGUCUAAGAAAGGGACAUGCACUUUUCCCUCUAUGCGUGCCCGCUUGGCCACCGUCAUUUCAAAGUAUCCUGCAGCUAAUGCAUACACCAUCCCAUCACAUUUUGUUUCGAAGAAAGACUUCAGUAAUUCCUGUUCCAGCAUGUUCCAGUUGCCAAGCUUUGCAAAAGUCCUCAAGUUUGAAACUCCUGCACCAAACCACUACAACGCCUCUGUCUCCUGCUGCAAGCAGAAGAACAACGUCUGUGCCCGAGCCGGGUUUAUGUCCAAAACCCAGAGGGGAUUUUUCACUAGGACUGAAAUGGUACCUGCUCCAGGGCAUUAUAAUGUCAAUGAAUCCCUUGUGAAGCCGUCGCCAAAGACAUUAAUGUCUUGUUUUAAAUCGAACACCGGCCGUGGAUUAAAACUGACAUCAACAGGCCCAGGACCUGGUUAUUACAACCCAAAUGAUCGCACCAAAAUUCCAAAAAAGACUCUUUUCCCGAAAAACCCCAUCCUGAACUUCUCUGCCCAGCCUUUGCCUCUGCCCCCCAAGCCGCCUCUCCCGGGCCCUGGCCAGUAUGAGAUCGUGGACUACGCGGGGCCACCCAAGCAUUUCAUCUCUAGUGCAUCAUUUGUGUCCAACACCAGCCGGUGGACAGUGGCGCCAUCCCAGCCAGGCCUGCCUGGCCCAGCCACAUACAAGCCUGAGUUGCUGGGAAGGCAGUCCUUUCUGUACAACGAGGACAAGAAGUGGAUCCCAGUGCUGUAGCAGUGACCUCAUACAAGCUCGGGGAGAACGCCAGCCGCCUGCUGCCCCCCCCGGGGUCCCCAGAUGCUCACUCAGAGCAUGGCUAUUUUGUGUAUGACAGCUGAUGAUUUGGGGACAGCUCUGCCACCCAGACUGCUACGGAUGAGCAGCUGCACUUGCUCUUGCCCUGAGCUGCCUCCUGGAGGUCAGAUGCCCACCCCCACUGACUCCAGUGGUUUCCUGAGCAGAAAUAUGGAGUGGACAGAGCCUCCCCUGCCCAUUUGUCCAGGCUGGCUUCUGCUCCCCUCCCCUCAGACUAAUGGGGCUCCUCCAACUGAGACUCCAGGAAGAAGGUAGCCAAUGGCUGAUGCUCCAUCUAGAAGCCUGAUGCUGAGCCAGGGCUCUUGGGCCCAGAAUGUACCCACAAGGUCGGCAGCACAGGGCUGCGGCCCAGACGUGCUCCCAUCCUUCUGGCCUUGACUUCCAGACACCUGCAGUUCCCAGGAUUCCUCUGGGAAGGCCCAGAGGCACUUGUGAUGGAUCCAUGAAGGGCUUGCCUGAGUCCUUGCCUCCAGCUAAGACUCCCUAUCUCACCUUCAGGAAGAGCAUGGCAGCCAGGUGCUAUGACCGCUUGAGAAGAGGCCCCCACAUCCAUUUACUGGCUCUAUAUUCAACAGCACUCAUGGGCAGAAGCCUGCUGGAGCCGGAGCCUGGGUCUUUUCUGGCCUGUCAAAUUGAUUCCCCUUGGCAAGAGGAAGAUUCCCAAAGAACUAAGAGGAAAUAGAAGUACCCAACAUCCUCUCCCCUCCCAAGCAUUGCUGUUAUCUUUCCCGUUUGUAAGUGGAAGUCUCUUGCGCAGUCUCCCCUCCAGCUCCCACAUCGACAAGGCCUCUCCCGUCCCCUUGGGUCGCUCCUUUGACUUUCCUGUGUUACAUCCUGGGCCUUCGUGUCAGAACUGGCCACUGAUUGGCUCUCCCUCUGGGGAGUGGUGGGUGAGGAAGGAGGGAGAAAGAUGGAAUAACAUAUCCAAUUAAACCAAAUUUUUGCAUCUCACAAAAGCUGGCCUUUGUGAGCCCCAGAUGCCCAAAACGCUGCAUGGCCUGGAGCACUCUGCCAGGAGCAGUGGAAGCCUGGCUCUGAAGGCAGGACACCUAGUGCGUCUGUUCUCUCAGGGCUGCAGCUUCUCUUCCAGGUGCAGGUCCGGUUAGAGUUGAGGGGCUCCAGGUAAACACUCCCAGGGGCUGGACGAGCAAUGCACAGAGCAGAACAGGGAGGCAGGGCUGGGGGGCUGGGGGCUGAGGCUGCUGACUGCCUAAAGGACAUCCAAAAUGGCUCCAGCUAACUGUUGUCAGAUCUGCAGAUUUUUCAACAGAAUCUGGAGAAUCUUUAAAAUGUGAAAUCUCUUGAUCUGAGAUGUUGACAACCAUAUUGCAAUUAAAAAUUUUUUGUUUAGACUAAAAGAAUUUUCUGCAGGCCAUCAGUUGCCCGCUCAGGUGUUAGAGGUUCUGAAAGGCCCUUACAGAGCUGACACUUGAAGCUGUACCUUUCUUUGACCCCGGCCUCUCAACAGUAGGCCUUGGUUUUAGGUCCCUCUGACCCUGGAAGACCUUAGGAGGCCAUUGGCCUGGAAGGAGCUGGCCCUGGGCUCCCCAUGGGCAGAGGCUGGGGGUGAUGCAUUGAAAAGCAAGACAGGCUUCUCCUCCCCUUGGGCAGCUGGGCUGAGCACCAGUAGGUGAAGACGCUCUCUCCAGAAGGAGCCCUCUCCAAGUGGGGUCAGGAAAGAGGGGCUCCUGGGAGAACACAGGGCUGCUCUUGGUCAGCAGAAUCCCUGUGCUAUAGAAGCCAUGACUGGACCUGAGGCCCUCAACUCAGAGGGUCUGACUUGACUGUAUCCAGCCUCUUUUAAGAUAUCAUAGGCUGCUCAUAGCUCCGUCCAGCCCAGUGGUUCUCAGGCCCUGGCUGUGCGUUAGGAUCACCUUGGGAGCUGUUGCAGAGGCAGCCUGCGCAGGCCUCAACCUUUGAGGUUCUGACUUAGUUGAUCUGAGAUAGGGUCUGGACAUUGGUAUAUUUAUUAAAGUUCUCAGUGUGAUUAUACAUCUAGUUAGGGUUAGGAUACACUGAUAGUUUAAUAAAAUGAUUUCCAAAUUUUAAUGUGCCUGCAAUUCACUUAAGACAGAGUCUUUAGGUCUGGGGUAGGCCUGAAAGUCUGCAUUUCUUUUUCUGUUUUUUUUACUAGAGAUAUAAUUGACACAUAAUACUGCAUUAGUUUUAGGUGUAAGCAUUUCUAACAAGCUCCAGGUGAGGCCAAUACUGCUGGUCCAUGGACCACACUUAGUGUAGCAGGUCAUUCAUCCCUUUCUCCCCUCACCCACUCACUGUCUACCAGGUAAAAGCCACCUCCAGCCAGGGGUCGCUCUCUCCACCAGGCAACAGCUGCCUUUUUAAAGUGACCCCCCGUUUGGGAAGAACUAACCACUCCUUUCACCUUUUCACUCUUUGGAGCGAAAGACCCAGAAUGGCAGCCGUUGGCCCCUCCAAAUGGCCCUUCAAGCCAUUGACAGCCUUUGUCUGUUUAUGUAGAGGGGAAGAGAAUGGGCCCCAGUGGCUUUGCUGGAGAUGGCCGGACGUACAGUGGACGUGCAGCUGCCCGCUCCUCUCCCGGUGUCUUGCCAAUGGGUUUCAGCUCCAGGCAUGAUGGAUUCAAUGCGACCAAAGAAAAUGAGAGUAGAAUGUUCUUGGGGUGAAAGGGUUAUACCCAACUUUAUUUCCACGGUGGCAGGUCAAUCACUAAAAUCCCGUCCACUCAGAGCGAGUCUGCAGGCAGCAAGCCGGUCUCUGCCUCUGGGCCCCUCAGCCCACACAGCCAGUCUCUGUCCUCGGCGCUGCCACCACUCCAGCCUCUGCUCUGCUCUCCUGCAGCCUUGCAGCUGUGCCACUGUGUUGCCCAGAGCACUGGGCAGAGCUCUUUACAUAGAGUCAGUAACGACGCAUUGCCCACACGUGUGUAGUGAGCUAGCCAAGCAGGGCCAGGCGAGAAUCCUGGCCACGGGAACCUUCAUUUUAUCCACACCUGGACACUGCAGCAGGCUUUGCCCUGAUACUGAUGGUUCUUUGUGUGUAUGAGUCCAGACAGACACUGGCCAGAUGACAAAGGCAGGCCUGAUAAUUACGGCCUUUUUAGAGCAGUGGCUCUCUACCUUGAUUGCAUAGUGAUCACUUGGGAGGCUUUAAAAAGUACUGACGCCUGGGCCCCACCCCCCGAAAUUCUGAUUUAAUUGCUCCAGGGUGGGGUCCGGGAAGUGGGGAGGUGGGGGAGAGGAUAAAAGCUGCCCAGGUGAUGCCAAUGUGCAGUCAAAGUUGAGAAGCACCACCUGCUGCUUCCCAGGGGCUCUGGGAGGACAGCCGGCAGGAAUCUCAGGAAAGAAGGAAAUGGACAGAUGCUGAGCACCUCUGGCUUGCCUGGCAAUGUGCUGACACUCUGCAUACACCCUGCCAUCUCCCUCUCACACAUCACCCUGUUCUGACAUCUACGGUGAUGACAGCAGCACAGGCCUGGAGCGGGCAGAGCAACUCGGUGCUCCACGGGGGCCCUGAGCAGUUCCAGGCAAACCACACUGGGGUCUGAGGACAAAGGAAGCGUCAGUAAUACAGAGACUGACUUCAACAUUUUGAAAGUGCUCAGAAUGGAUUUUUUUUUCCUUUAAUUUUGAAAAAAUAUUGCAUUAAACUAUGAUUCAUCUUGAUUACUGGGAUCUUUGGCUCCUCUUAAUUUUUGCCCUUGAGGCUAGUCCCUCACUUGCCUGACCCUAGUCCCAGCCCUGCCUCCAGGCAAGGCCUUGGAGAUUUGGACCAAUGACCCUGACUAUCAGAUAGAAGUCCUUGGAGAUGUCUGUGAGCUUCAAACUUUUUAAAAAACUUUUAUUCAGACAAGUUUAUGAGAAGUCGUAUUAUGUAAACAUGGCUCCUGCCACUGGUCCCAGCCGUGAGGGCCUCGGCAAGGUCAUCCUGGACCCUUCCCAGGACUUACCCAUCUCCAGUCAAUGAGCCUAAGGUCAUAACAUUUAGCCUGUGGGACUGCACGUGACAGAGACCUGGGCAUCAGGAUUCUGCGCCUUCUGGGUGGGCACCUCUGCUUCCCCAGCACCCAGCUGACCCCCAUCCUUCAAGUCUAGGGCAAACCACUCACAAGAUAGAGAAGGAGGGAAGCCUUGUUUACCUUCACCUCCUCUGCCUGGAAGACUGUCACAAAAGGAACAAGUACAGCAUUUAAAGGUAACACAUAGGUAGAAUUUUAUUACUAAAUACCACGAGUAUACAAAAUGCAUAAUUGAACAACAGCUAAAAAAAAUAGUCCAAGAAAUGUGGAAUACACAUUUUUUGAAAUGAUAAAAAUGUAUCCAUGAAAAAUAUAAAAUGUUGCAUAUAUAUACAAUAUAUACUUAUAUAUAUAUAUAUUUAUAUAUAUAUAACAUAAAUGAAAAUU